AUGGGAGUUCAGGCAGAUCGAAGACCUCCUGGGGGUCUGGAUGGCCUCUAUGGGGUACAGCUUGCGGGUCGGUCACCAUACAGUGAUGAUGAAGCUAUCAAAACAAGCAUUAUGGAUUCGUCAGCUAUGGAGCAGCAGGGGGGUGUUGGCAUGACUCGAAGUUUGAAGAUCAAGCAACUCUGGAGACAGAGACCCCCAUGCCUGAAGCCUAUUCACUGUAGUCUCUCAUGUGAUAAAAAUGUAGCUGAAACUGUUGCUAAUGUCGUCACAUCACUUCCUUUCAUCUUUCUUGGACUGCAGACACCAAGAAAGACCUUGAAUACUACACUUUAUGCUAACUCACUAAUUGGAGUUGGAGUCGCAUCUAGCUUGUAUCAUACUUCACGAGGAGAAAUCAGAAAAUACAUGCGGUGGGCAGACUACACAAUGAUCGCCACUACAACACUGUGCCUAACAAGAGCGCUUCGGGAUGAACAUCCAAGAUUACUAAUGGCGGCAUCAACGUUGCUCCUACCAUUCCAGCCCUUGAUGGUCACAGCCCUCCACACUGGGAUGAUGGAGGUUUCAUUUGCGAAACGAGCAUCCACAGAGCCAGAGCUCAAGACGGCACAUAACCUGCACAGGAUGUCGUCUCUGCUGGGUGGUGCGCUGUUCAUCGCCGAUGAUGUCUUCCCGCAGACCCCCUACAUCCAUGCUGCAUGGCAUCUAGCUGCAGCGUUAGGCGUCUGCACAUGCAACAAGCUUCUUGAAUGA
Molecule: messenger RNA, 753 nt
Organism: Triticum turgidum subsp. durum (durum wheat)
Lineage: Eukaryota; Viridiplantae; Streptophyta; Magnoliopsida; Poales; Poaceae
Source: the annotation of a GenBank genome assembly